AUGUCGGACGAGGAAAUGGAACAAACCACCCAUAUCCAAUCGCCUCCGCAUGAAGAAGCGAUGGAAGAAGAUUCAGUUCAGAGUAAUGAAGGUGAUGCUGCUGAAGAAGAUCAUGAUGAUGAAGACAUUACUGAAGAAACAAAUGGUGAACAACCCUCUGAUAAAAACUUAUAUAGUUUAGGAUACGUAAAGAUGUUUUACAUUCCGGUCGUAACAGUAAUCUUAGAUCAUUGA
Molecule: messenger RNA, 234 nt
Organism: Loa loa (African eye worm)
Lineage: Eukaryota; Metazoa; Nematoda; Chromadorea; Rhabditida; Onchocercidae
Exons: 3
Coding region: 1-234 (77 amino acids)
Source: RefSeq, a predicted model, not a curated record